Messenger RNA from Naegleria lovaniensis, 2424 nucleotides. RefSeq lists its product as uncharacterized. The transcript has 2 exons. NCBI's taxonomy places the organism in Eukaryota, Heterolobosea, Eutetramitea, Acrasida, Naegleriidae. The coding region runs from base 1 to 2424 and encodes 807 amino acids. The record is from RefSeq and is a predicted model, not a curated record.
AUGCUUAAAGAUGCCCCGCUGUCUGCUGUGGUGAAUUGCAUCGAUGAAGCUUGCACUUCGUCAUUACCCACGACAUCAUCAGCAUCGGAUGGAUCCCAUCCAGUGAUGAACGAGGAUGUAUUGGAUCUACACGAUGAUGAACGAUUGAAUCCAAAGAACCAACCAUCGUUUGUUUCUCUGGAACGAUUCUUCCGAGAGCAAUUACGGAUUGACCAAUUACAAACUAAAUUCAUGAAAGAAUAUUAUUUAUCUUGUUACAAGCUCCACUUGGAGAAAAAGACGGAGAGGAAACGACGAACAAAUCAAGUUGUGGACUUUGAUGGACUACAGGAAGAUUUCCAAACGUUUUUAGAAAUUGUGAAUGAAUGUGCUGAAAAACAAGCAGAAUUGCCAAAAAGAGAGGAUGACAGAUCAUAUCUUGAAAUAGGAGAACGUGGAUGGUAUAUCAUACACCACUGGAUAUGCCCUAUUUUCAAGAUGAAAAAAAAAGAUCGAAUUCCCGAGCUAGAAUGUGAUACAUGCAAAAAGCAUUUUGCAACCUUAACAGAAAAUAAUGUUUGGGAAGAGUUUUUGCGAGAACGUAAUAAUUUCAAACCUUCUCUACACAUGGAACCAUUGAGUUUAUUUGAAAAAUUUAUCGACAUUUUUACACAACGACCAACGAGUAACUAUACUCACUACGAUCUAGGAGGACAUGCAUCUACGGAAAUUUUUGCACGAGGAAUCGCUAAAUCAACAGCCAUGACACACGUAGUUUUGACCCCAAGCUUGCAAGGAGGUGACGCAAAAAACAAUCCCCAUUCGUUCAAUGCUCUUCUUCGUGGUAUUGAGGAAAAUACAAGUAUUUUCUCAAUUGAUUUAGCUGGAAUUACAAUCGAAAAUGACUCAACUGCCAAGGCUAUCUGCAAAAUGAUUGCCAAUAAGAAAAAUCUGCAAAGAGUUGCUGUUUCUGGAGUAGAUGUGCGAAAAGAAGAAUAUACAACACGCCUACUUAAUGCCAUUUACUCUUCUUCAGCUAUACAAAUUGAGAUUUAUUUAUAUUCUGAAUUAGAUAGUAAUUUCAGAUUUUUAGAAAACGCAUCUAACGAAACACGGAAAGCGUUAACACGAUUAUUGACCUCGCCAACUCUACGUAGAAUUUCGAUUCUUUCAACAGACCACACUUUAAAUGUUGACUUUAUUGGAAUAUUAUCAGAUAUAUUGGACAACAAAUUUUUAUAUUAUUUUCAAUUUUCGAUUGAGGAACCUGAGGAAAAGAGCGAAUCAUAUUCAACACUUACGAACUCCAUCCAAGACACUUUCUUGAAUAGAGACGUAUUUUAUUUCAGAGAUUUUCAUACAAACCCGCUUGAGCCACAUGUUGUGUACCACGUAUUCAAACAUUGUAGAAAACAGUUACAACAGUGCUCUCUCACUUCGAAAAUGGUGAGAUUUUUUGCUCAACAGCAAUAUUUUGAAUUUCCAAAGAAGUGUUACUUGAAGGCAAAGUGCUUUCAAUUCAUUGAAAGUAGUUUUAACACCUCAGUCUAUUCUAAAAUCAAAAAGCUUACCUUACAAUUACCGACAAUUGACGACUCUAAUGUUGUUACAACAGCAAGCAUGAUCAUGGAGGCCACUUGUCUUGAAAAAGUGAUACUUCAUGGAUUAGAAGAAGUCAACGAGACUCAAGCUCGAUUAUUUGCUCAAACAUGUGAAAGUAAGAAGCGAGAGGAUUCUAGAAUUAGAAAAGUCAUUCUUUACGACAUUCCAGGAGAAAAAUUACAACUAUUUAUUCCGACCUUGUUAAACUUGGAAGUCUUUCCCAAAUUGACAGCGUUAUAUUUUACCAACUCUAUUACAGAUCAACAAUAUAAUUUAGAUCUAAUCCAAACAUUGACCAAUUCCAUUGCCUUACAAGAAAAGUAUUAUCCAAAGGGAUUGAAAAAGCUUGCACUUCCUUCAGAGUCAAUCACCAAAUCAGAACAUACUGAUUAUUUACUGCAGUCAUUGAUGAAAAAUAAGGUUUUAGAGUCAUUAUCCAUAUUUAAUGCUCCACUGACUUCGCUUGAUACAUUUGUCGAUUUCUUUAUUACCAACAAGACUGUCUCUGAAAUCAAGUUAAACUAUUCGUCUUGCAAAGAAAUACCCAAAGAAUUACUUUGCACAGAAGAUUUCACUCCUGAAUUUUGCAGAGUGUUUGGCGCAAUGCAAUUGAAUUGGGCCUUAGUGGCGAUUGAUUGGUAUGUCGAAUAUUAUUGGUACGACUUUAUUUUGGGUUCCAGGAAUUACGUAGGGGAAAGAUUUUUGGUCGAACGAAUCAUGGCACGAAACAAACAACAGGUAAUUAUUAACAAGUACAUGACCAAAGUACUUGGUUCCAUUUUUUCUGAUUCGAGCACCAAGUACCUCUUCGAUAUUGUAAUUGUGACUCAUGGGCAUCAAUAA